Molecule: messenger RNA, 2830 nt
Organism: Phodopus roborovskii (desert hamster)
Lineage: Eukaryota; Metazoa; Chordata; Mammalia; Rodentia; Cricetidae
Gene: Mapk10
Product: mitogen-activated protein kinase 10
Exons: 15
Coding region: 653-2047 (464 amino acids)
Biological process (GO): JNK cascade; protein phosphorylation
Cellular component (GO): cytoplasm; nucleus
Molecular function (GO): ATP binding; JUN kinase activity
Source: RefSeq, a predicted model, not a curated record
UUCCCCAAGCCCUCUGUCCCUCUCCUCUGGUAGGUUCCACAAUGGUACAGGCAGCCUCCCGCUGCACAAUGGUUUCCAGGCAGUGAGAGAGGGUGAUUCAGCAAGCCACUCUUCUCUUUAAACCUCCCGUCUCUUUUUAUUUUUAUGGGGGUGGGUGGUGCUUCAUACAUUAUAUGCUUACCUUUUUUUUGUUUUUCCUAUUUUCAUUUUUACAAAUUUUCUUUCUCUUCCCCACUCCUCAAUCCCUAGGGGCUUGAGUGAGCUAAAGAUUGGGUCUCCUUGGAAAUCACCUGUCUGUUAUUAUUUUUAAACAAUCUCCACACCUCCAAAGACCCUCCUCCUUAUUCCGGUUUGGUAUGUGGCUAAUGAAAAUCCAGUAGGGAGGAUUUCUGGGGCAAGCAUCCGGACCAGGAUCCUAGUUCUCAGGCACGGAAUGUCCUGGAAGGUCUUGCAGAAUGCUGACCAACAUAUUUAAAAUGGUUGCGGUAAUGGCCAUUUCUCUCAGAGAGGCUUCCGAAGGCAUCUGUCCUCGGCUAGUGUGAGAACACCACCAGCAAGACCAUCUCAGAUCUUGGUUAUGGCGACUCAAGCAAGAAACUAUUGAAUUAGACCCCUUUCCUAUAGAUGAAAAACCACACAAGCAGUGGUAUUUAUGAGCCUCCAUUUCUUAUACUACUGCAGUGAACCAACCUUGGAUGUGAAAAUCGCCUUUUGUCAGGGCUUCGAUAAACACGUGGAUGUGUCAUAUAUUGCCAAACAUUACAACAUGAGCAAAAGCAAAGUAGAUAACCAGUUCUACAGCGUGGAAGUAGGAGACUCAACCUUCACAGUUCUCAAGCGCUACCAGAACCUGAAGCCAAUUGGCUCUGGGGCUCAGGGAAUAGUUUGUGCUGCAUACGAUGCUGUCCUUGACAGAAAUGUGGCCAUUAAGAAGCUCAGCCGACCUUUCCAGAACCAAACUCAUGCCAAGAGGGCUUACCGGGAGCUGGUCCUCAUGAAGUGUGUGAACCAUAAAAAUAUUAUUAGCUUAUUAAAUGUUUUCACACCCCAGAAAACACUGGAGGAGUUCCAAGACGUUUACUUAGUGAUGGAGCUGAUGGAUGCCAACUUGUGUCAGGUGAUCCAGAUGGAGCUGGACCAUGAGCGGAUGUCUUAUUUGCUAUACCAGAUGCUAUGUGGCAUCAAGCAUCUCCACUCUGCUGGAAUUAUCCACAGGGACUUAAAACCCAGUAACAUUGUAGUCAAAUCUGAUUGCACACUGAAAAUUCUUGACUUUGGACUGGCCAGAACAGCGGGCACAAGCUUCAUGAUGACUCCGUAUGUGGUGACGCGAUAUUACAGAGCCCCUGAGGUCAUCCUGGGAAUGGGCUACAAGGAGAACGUGGAUAUAUGGUCUGUGGGAUGCAUCAUGGGAGAAAUGGUCCGCCACAAAAUCCUCUUUCCCGGAAGGGACUAUAUUGACCAGUGGAACAAAGUCAUCGAGCAGCUAGGAACUCCGUGUCCAGAAUUCAUGAAGAAAUUGCAGCCUACAGUCAGAAACUACGUGGAGAAUCGGCCCAAGUAUGCAGGACUCACCUUCCCCAAGCUCUUUCCAGAUUCCCUCUUCCCAGCCGACUCUGAGCACAAUAAACUCAAAGCCAGCCAAGCCAGGGACUUGUUGUCAAAGAUGCUAGUGAUCGACCCGGCUAAGAGGAUAUCGGUGGAUGACGCUUUGCAGCAUCCGUACAUCAACGUUUGGUACGACCCAGCUGAAGUGGAGGCGCCUCCUCCUCAGAUAUAUGACAAACAGCUGGAUGAAAGGGAGCACACCAUUGAAGAGUGGAAAGAACUCAUCUACAAGGAAGUAAUGAACUCAGAAGAAAAGACUAAAAAUGGCGUAGUAAAAGGACAGCCCUCUCCUUCAGGUGCAGCAGUGAACAGCAGUGAGAGCCUCCCUCCGUCCUCGUCUGUCAACGACAUCUCCUCCAUGUCCACGGACCAGACCCUUGCAUCCGACACUGACAGCAGCCUGGAAACCUCGGCAGGACCGUUGGGUUGUUGCAGGUGACUAGCCGCCUGCCUGCGAAACCCAGCGUUCUUUAGGAGAUGACGCGAUAGAACACAGGACACAUGCACACGCACACACACAGUUUGCACAACACACAUGCACACACAAAGACACUCUCACACAUGCACAAAUGCACACACGCAAUGUCAAGAAAACAGCAAGAGAGAGAUCCAACCUAAAAUUCAGAUAAAUCUUUCUGCCUGCUUCUCCAAAGUUCUCUACCACAGCUAAAGCUGAAAUGUGUACUUAACUUCUAGUUGCUCUUGCUUUGGUCUCCUUCCAACAGUGCUUACUACACAAAACAAAUCAGACACAAUUAGAGAAGCCUUUCCCUAAAGUGUAAUUUAAGUGGCUGCAAAACCAGCAACCUAUAACUGCCCUACAAACGGCAUGACAAGGUGUGCAGUGACCCCAUCCAGCAUGUGUGUGUCUCUAUCUUGCAUCUACCUGCUCCUUUGGGCCUAGUCAGAUGGAUGUAGAUACAGACCCGCAUGUGUCUGUAUUCACACAGCACUACUUAGAGAUGUUCCUGUCAGGGUCCUCAGGGCUCUACCAAGACACCACGCACUGGGUACCACAUGGUCCAUUUCAUCUGAUCUAUUACUCUGACAUAAAUCCAUCUGUAACAUAUUGCCAGUAUAUAAGCUGUUUAGUUUGUUAAUUGAUUAAGCUGUAUGUCUUAUAUGAAAAUAUGUAAAAGGGGGGAUAUGGGGGAGUGAACUCUCAGACCCUUGAAGAUGUAGCUUCCGAAUCUGAACUGAUUAAAUGGCACCUGUAUACCAA